AGUUCUAAAUAUUACAUGUAUUGAGAAAGGUUCACGUGCACUCUUUGUCAGAACAAUUUUGCUGUCUUUUUAUUCUUAACCAUUGAUAAAAAGUGAGAUAAAAAAAUUGUUCAUUGAUAAAGAGUUGAUAUACACAUAUUGUAAUAAUGUCAAACGUUAGUUUAGAUCGCUUUCAUCUGCGAUCAUCUCUUUGAAAUCGUGUCGGCGUGACUCGAUGGCCGUGUCUCACAAUAAUUAGUAUUUGUUAUUGUCGAAAAACUAAAGCAAGGCGUGGGGUCGGUGGUUGUCGGUACGCCCCUCGAAUCUAUUAGUGUUCAACUGUAUAACCUGGUACCAAUAUUAUCGCCCACGUGAAAAUCUGUUUGGAGAAAUCAGUUGCUACUGCGAAAAAAAGGAUGGCGGGUUAAGGGUGCCGAAAAUUCCGACCCAACCCAACCCAGUCGAACUAAACGCAACUCCGAAUCGGAUAUACGAAUACGAAAUACAAUUCUAUCAAAUAGAAUUUAGAAUCACCGAAUAAACAGAUUAAAUCAUGACUGAAAUCAAGCCACAAGACCUCCAAGAUCUUCUCGGCCAUUUUGCCAAAAAUACGUAUCGCGCCAAGGACGCUGACAGCACGAGUCAGGGUAUAAUGCAGCGGUGUCUGUUGCUUUCUGAUGUAGACUACAGUCACUCUGUUAUAAGCAAUAAUGGAGGAGAAUUAAGUGCCCAUUAUCCAAGUCACCUCAUAGUUUUUGAAUAUGAAAAAACAAGAGGUCCAACCUCAGAGACACCACCUCCUCCGAGGACUACCGAUACUAUAUACGAAAGUAUCUAUGAUGUUAAUAAGCUCAGAGAUCUGAUGAAGAAUGCAAGGUUUGCCAGAUGUAGAGCAAGGUUUCCCUUGCCUGUUAUACUCUAUAAGGGUAAACACAUCUGUCGAUCCGCCACACUCUCAGGAGGACCAGAAAUAUAUGGGAGAUCGGGCCUCGACUACUUCUUCUCUGGUAACGAUGGAGGAGCCAUCGGUCUACCACCAGAUGACGAAGUAGACGAAGCUACAGGUGGAGAAUUUGUCUCUGGGGAUUGGCAGCUGUUCGAUAGAGUUAGAAACCAAGAUAUCAAGCUGCUCAAGACUCUCAACGUUGGAACAAUUGUGGAUUUCAUGGUUGAAAAGAAGAAAGUAAAAUUCGGAAUGAAUGUCACAUCUUCAGAAAAGGUCGACAAAGAGAAGAGGUACUCUGACUUUACUAUAAUCUCACUGCCAUAUCCUGGGUGUGAAUUCUUUAGAGAAUACCGAGACAAUGAUUACAUUGCCAAAGGUUUGGUAUUCGACUGGAGCCAAGCACAUGUCGAUGCCACAAUCGGAGUCCCAGAAGACCUGGUUUCAACACAACUCAGGGUCAACUGGGAUCAGUACAAAAUAUGGGACCUAGUCAAGCUCACUCAGAACUAUAUGAAGCUAGUUUUACGAUAUCUUACAGACAGUGGAAAUGGUUUACUCAUCCACUGUAUUUCUGGUUGGGACCGUACUCCGUUAUUCGUUUCUUUGUUAAGACUAAGUUUAUGGGCAGACGGUGUUAUUCAUCAGUCUUUAAACGCACACCAAAUACUCUACUUCACAAUAGCAUACGAUUGGAUGUUAUUUGGUCACAACUUGGAAGACAGACUGAGUAAAGGUGAAGAAAUAUUUUUCUUCUGCUUUUACUUUUUGAAGCAUAUAGUCGAUGACGAAUACAGUGUCCUCAGUCCGAGGUGUUCGAGAACUAGGCACCCCGUUUUGCGUAAUGACAGUGAUUCGCAACUUGACAACGUUAUGUUUGACAGUGAAUCAGUCGUUACGCUAAGCUCUGUCAGUUCAAACUUAAGUCUGAACAGUUGGUGCAGUUCUGUCAGUCAAAACAGUCGCGACAGUCAAGACAAUAAUCCACCCUCCGUAUUUCCCGGCGCUUCUAACGAGAACCAUGACGAGGCUCACAGCAACGGAAACGUGGUUCCGUGGACAUUUUACUCUACUCAAAACUGGGAAGGUGGAGGACUGGGACCUCGGUCACCUUUGCCUCCCAAUCGUACCUCUCCAGUUGCCGUUCCCGUACCAGGGAGAUUCCGUCAGAGGAACGAAUCAUCUUCUUCUGUGAGCGGCGGAUCGUGGCAGAUGAUAUCGGGAACCGGAAGUCUCCGUGGGUCCACAAGCGCCAAUGCUUCCGCUUUAGAAGCUAACAGUGCAACGUGUUCAACAGUCUCUAGACAAAUGUUCGAAGCAUGUCCAGGACAAACUUCUCAGGAAUCUAGUACCACAAUUAUCGAAGAUGAAUGUUUAUCUCAAGCGGCGUCGGAUCAUCUUACACAGAGACGGAAGGAACGACUGGAAAGUGUGAGAACGUUAUUUUACAACGGAUAUUGUUCCACGAUCGGGUUCAAGUUCAAAGAUGGUUCCGAUUCCGCAUUAGGUAACUUGCUCGGCAAUUUUGCAGAAAAAGUUGGUAUCCUUUCAGUACAGCGUACAUCGUUGUGACCUAAAUAUGGUGCAACCAAUGAAUCAACGCUUCCCUUCAUCCUAACCAUGAAUUUAUCGUUAUUGAUUCUUUGAUUCAACUAAAAAAAUUUUAUAACACAUAAAAUCAAUCGUAACCUCAGAUGAUCAUAACGAUCGUUGUUGAAAGUACGUAUAUUUCAGCGUCGUACCUAAGUAGGUUCUAUAAUACCGAGCUCAAGAAGAGAAAAAAAAAUUAGCACGGUCGUGUUCUUACCUAACGUUAUUAAAAUAAUAAUAUUAAUAAUAAUAAUGAAAACUUGUUAUUUUUGUAUAUACUAUUAUAAUAUAUUGUACGUUGUUUUUUCAUAAUUAUUAUCGAAAUCUUGAAGUAAAUAUAAUUAAUCUCGCGCCUAAUUAGCUAUUACAAUUAUGUUAUCGUACGUUUGUAUUUAUUAUAGAAUUUAAAUGAAACCGUUAACGCAAUGCGUUCGAAGAGCGCUUAUACAAUUAAAAUAACCAUAGAACGAACUGAUGAUAAUUAGUGAAAAAAGAUUUAAACAAAAAAAAAAAAAGAGUUGGACAAAAUCGUACGUACUGAUACUAGAGUCGAAUGUUAAAAUAAAGUGGGUGACGAAUGAUGUUUGAAGUAAUUUCUUCACCUUCGGUUUGACAAUUUUUUCACAAUUAUAAUAAGUAAUAGAUAUCUUCCAGUAAGAAUUAAAACCGAAAGUGAAGAAAUCAGCCGAUCGGCUGUAGUUGUGCGAGGAGCAAGAAUCUGCGUAUCUUUUUAUUUUAGUCAAAAAGGAAAAGGAGAUAGAAAAAAUAGUGUGUAUAUCGAACGGUGAAGAAUAUAUCCAAAUUAAAUGAUCGAAUCGAUGGUGUCCGGUGAUAGAAUUUUUACAGUAAUAUUGUACAUCGAUAAAAAUGCUGGACUCGACAUAAGUUGACACGAUAUAUUGUACAAAUUUUUAGACGAAACGAACGAUAAUCGUUUCUCUAGUUGUUAAUAAGAUUGAUGGAAUAAUAAGAGAAGACACAACUUGCAAAUUACCUAAACUGGAUAUUCGAAAUGUGAUUAACUGCGUAGCAUUAUUAAUUAUAAGACGAUUAUCGCCAUUAUUAUUUUGACUAAAACGAAAGCCAACUAAAAUGAAAAUUUAAUAUACCGAU
This is a messenger RNA of Athalia rosae (coleseed sawfly), 3625 nucleotides long. It is a transcript of the gene EDTP, whose product is annotated as myotubularin-related protein 14. Bases 533 to 2494 code for a protein of 653 amino acids. The record is from RefSeq and is a predicted model, not a curated record. The transcript is spliced from 6 exons. Gene Ontology annotation, biological process: dephosphorylation. Gene Ontology annotation, molecular function: phosphatidylinositol-3-phosphate phosphatase activity. NCBI's taxonomy places the organism in Eukaryota, Metazoa, Arthropoda, Insecta, Hymenoptera, Athaliidae.